Molecule: messenger RNA, 579 nt
Organism: Penicillium macrosclerotiorum
Lineage: Eukaryota; Fungi; Ascomycota; Eurotiomycetes; Eurotiales; Aspergillaceae
Product: fungal specific transcription factor domain-containing protein
Exons: 2
Coding region: 1-579 (192 amino acids)
Biological process (GO): DNA-templated transcription
Molecular function (GO): DNA binding; zinc ion binding
Source: RefSeq, a predicted model, not a curated record
AUGUUUUACACGAGGUCGGAGAUCCCUUUUCAGCGAGCCAGAAAUACCGUUUCUGGGGCGAUAAUCUCCAAAAAGUCAAUGAUGGAGAAGCUAGGCCGAACUACGCAUUUCGAAAUCCAAAGUAUAAAUGAAAGGGACAAUCAGCAAUUGAGAAGCUCGGGAGUUUUCCAAACACCUAGCAAGCUGGUGAGCGACAACCUUAUACAUACUUUCUUAAAAUACUCUUUUCCAGUCUUCCCUAUCUUCAAUUGGACAGAGUUUUAUGCAAAAUACAACAAUGGGGCCACUUCACCAUUGCUUCUCAACGCUAUCUAUAUGGUUGCUACUUUCCAUGCCUCGGAAUCAGUUCUUUCCGACGCAGGCUUCUCGAGCAGAUACAUAGCGGGACUUACGUUUUAUCGAAAAGCAAAAGCGUUGUAUGAUAGCAACCAUGAGUUUGACGGUGUGACAACUGUUCAAGCAACAAUCCUUAUGUCAAAUUGGUGGGGUGGCCCCAUGGAACAGAAAGAUACCUGGUACUGGCUGGGGGUAUCAUCCAGUUUGGCCCAAUCCCUGGGCAUGCAUCGGUCAAUUGGCUAG